CCAACGUAAGAAUACGAAAAGUGUCGCUUCCGAGAUUCAGGAUCCACGUGUAUGACAACUAUGGUUAUAUUCUCUAGUAUGUAGUAUACAAUGUAGAGUUUAAUGUUAUUAUAAGUGGUUGUAAAGAAUUAAGUGAAUCAUGUCAACUUGUAAAAUACAUAACAUUAGGUUUUAUAACCUUGAACCCCGAUCUGUUACUUGUUUAUCUUAUGAACUUAAGACAAAAAAGUUAACUCUUGCAAGGAAUGAUAAUUCGAUUGAAAUUUGGAACAUUGGAAAUGCACCUUUUGUGGAAUGUAUGAUACCUGGUCAUCCAGAAUGCUCUAUAGAAUCUAUUCUGUGGGUAGAUCAGAGAUUGUUUUCAACUGGUCUUCAUGGUAUGAUAACAGAAUACGAUUUAAAAACAUUGUCUAUUAAAAGUGAGGUUAUAGUAAACGGAGGUGCAGCCUGGUGUAUAGAUGUUAAUCACAAAAAGACACGUUUAGCUGUGGGUACAGAGGAUGGAUAUAUCAAUACAUUCUCCAUUUUGCCCGAUGUAUUGAUGUUCGAAAGAAUAUUUGACAAACAGAAAGGAAGAAUCCUUUGUAUUAAAUGGGACAACACCGGGGACAUGAUCUAUACAGGAUCAGUUGACACGAUUAGAGUUUGGAAUGCCAUAUCUGGCCAUGCAGUUCAUAAAAUGACAACUUCCAGAAAAGAAGCGAAGAAAGAAACUAUUAUCUGGUGUCUAGCAGUGACAGAUGACAAUAUUAUAAUUUCUGGAGAUUCACGUGGCUGUUUAUCAUUUUGGGAUCCUCAUAUGGGUACUUUGAUUGAAUCCCAUGAAAGUCAUACAGCUGACAUAUUAGCUGUAACUUUGUCUCAUGACAUGAAUAUCGUGUACUGCGCUGGUGUUGAUCCUGUAGUGAGAAGUUUUUGUAAAAUAACUAUGAAAUCAAGUGGUAGACCACAGUGGGUAAAAGGAAUUGAAAGAAGGUUACAUACUCACGACGUAAGAGCUUUAGUAGAAGCAGAUGGAAAAUUAUAUUCAGCUGGUGUAGAUGGAUAUCUAGCUCAGUCUAGUUAUCCACCAAAAGUUUUGAUUAAAUAUCCACCGUUACUCCAGCUUCCAUGUGCUAACGUUUGUAGAAAAUCCAGAUGUAUUCUUUUACAAUAUACAAACUUUCUUGAGCUGUGGAGGCUUGGAUCAUCUACUAAAGUACCUUCAGAAUCAAUACGUCCUGGUAUGUUCCAUCAACUAGAAGAGGAGCCUAUAAAAUUGCUACAAUUAAAAACAAAAAGAGAAGAAAAUAUUCUUUCAUGUGCGAUAAACAAGGAUGCUAAAACAAUUGUUUAUUCUACUGAUAGUCAUGUUAGAGUUUUUAACUUUGAUGUGAUUGAGGGUGAUCCACAGUUAUCAAGAAAUGACAUUGAUAUUUCUGUAACCAAAGUACAGAAAAUGUUAUUUAGUCCGAAUGGAAAAUUAUUUGUAACAAUAAAUAAUGAUGGAAAAAAUAACGUUAUAACAUUGUACAAAGUUGAAAAGAAACGUCUAAGGCAUCUUGGUUACUUUUAUACGAAUAAGGAAUUCAUUGUAAAUGUUGGAAUCGCGUGUUUUUCUCCUGAUAAUAAAUAUUUUAUUUGUGCCGAUCGUGUGGGUAGGAUUGCUGUGUAUACCAUUAAUGAAACUGCAAGUAAUGACAGACCUAUGGCAUGGUUGCUGCCCAAGUACAGUUGUCCACCAACAGCUAUGGCGUGUCAAAAAGACACGCUAAAUGUAGUUAUUGUAUAUUCUGACCACAAGAUCGUCGAAUAUAAUAUAUUACAAAGGCAGUACACCAACUUCUCGAAUAAUUUACAAAAUCGACUUCCCAAGCAAUGGCUGGCCCGACCGUUUCCCAUAACGAAUAUCAUUUUUGAUCCACGUAACGAGAAUAUUAUAAUAAUGCACGACGACUCGACUGUUUAUGUCAUCGAUAAAUUGAACGAGCUUUCAGAGAAAGAAAUAAAAAUUCCAAAACGCGAGAACGGUGACGUUGACGACAGUAAUUCCGUCAUGAGCUCGCAAUCUCAGCAAGUUUUUCAAGUUCUCAAAAAAUACAAGCAUCUGGUGUAUCUAGACUGGUUGACAGAUGAGGAAUUAGUGGCAGUUGAAGUGAACCCCAUGUCUUUGACGGAGAAAUUACCGCCGACUCUCAAACAAAAAUGGUUUGGA
Molecule: messenger RNA, 2194 nt
Organism: Heterotrigona itama
Lineage: Eukaryota; Metazoa; Arthropoda; Insecta; Hymenoptera; Apidae
Source: the annotation of a GenBank genome assembly